UAGUUUGAAAAUAUUUCCUCCUUAAUUGUUGAGCUCACGCCACGAUUCACACACCAUGUUCAUUUGAAAAUAUGAAACCAGAGAAGCUCUAAAAAGCCUCUAAAUGGAGGACAAGAAAGCAAACAUAAUCGCGACUAUAUCCAUAUUAGCCCUUCUCAUAGUGAUAAUCGCCGCCCGAGUUUCUCUAAAACUCUCCAGAACCUUCUUUCUCAUCGCCGGCGUCGACAUUUCGUUAAUCCUCGCCGUGAUCUGUUUCCUCAUAAUCCGAUACCGUUACAACAGAGAGAGAAAGCUCCUGGAAUCGAGGUACGUCUCCGAAGGCAGAGAGCUCCGAAUCGAGUACAGCUUCCUGAGAAAAGUCGCCGGAGUCCCUACCAAAUUCAAGCUCGAGGAUCUCGAAGAAGCCACCGACGGAUUCCGAUGCCUGAUCGGAAAAGGCGGAUCCGGAUCUGUCUUCAAAGGAGUGUUGAAAGACGGAAGCCAAGUCGCCGUGAAGAGAAUCGAAGGAGAAGAGAUCAAAGGAGAGCGAGAGUUCAGAUCCGAAGUAGCCGCCAUAGCUUCGGUACAGCACAAAAAUCUAGUUCGUCUUUUCGGUUUCUCGUCGGUAAAUCGCCAGAGAUUCCUCGUCUACGAGUUUAUCGCGAAUUCGUCUCUCGAUAUCUGGAUUUUUCCGGCUAAAGGAAAUAGAAGAUGCGGAGGAGGAUGCUUGUCUUGGGACCAAAGGUACCAAGUCGCAAUCGAUGUAGCUAAAGCGCUUGCCUAUCUCCACCAUGAUUGUCGAUCGAAGAUCUUGCAUCUCGACGUGAAACCCGAAAACAUCCUCCUCGACGAGAAUUACAGAGCGGUGGUUACAGAUUUCGGACUCUCGAAGCUGAUCGCUAGAGACGAGAGCCGGGUUUUAACGGAUAUCCGAGGGACACGUGGAUAUCUAGCUCCGGAGUGGCUUCUAGAACAUGGAAUUUCGGAGAAAUCCGAUGUUUACAGCUACGGAAUCGUGUUACUUGAGAUGAUCGGAGGAAGGAGAAGUAUUUCAAGGGUAGAGGUUGAGGAAACGAAGACGAACACACUUUGUAAUAAGAAGAAGAAGAAGAAGAAGAAGAAGUUGGAGUAUUUUCCGAGGAUUGUGAACCAGAAGAUGAGAGAAAGGAAAGUGAUGGAGAUUGUAGAUGAACGGAUGAUAGAAGCCAAGGAAGUAGAUGACGAAGGGCAAGUGAUGAAACUGGUGUGUGUUGCUCUUUGGUGUAUACAAGAGAAGGCUAAGAAUAGACCUGAUAUGGCUAUGGUGAUUGAGAUGCUUGAAGGGAGAGUUCCGGUGAAUGAGCCGCCGGAUUCUGAAGUUGUUGUGGUCGAUCUUUUGGCAGCUGAUGAUGAUGAUGAUGCAGCUACAGGUGUACGACGUGUUGUUGAUAUCCCGAGAUUGCAUAUUCAGAGGGAGAGGAAUUUUCGUUUACCCUCUAUUUGCUCUAGUAUCAUAUCUCCCAUCUCUCCACGGUAGAUUUUUUUUGUUGGUAAAUAUUGGUUUUGUUUCGAUAUAUGUAAUAAGCACAAUUUGUAACAAGCAUAUGGGUUUCAACGUGUCAAGAAUCUCACAUUGGAAAUUA
Molecule: messenger RNA, 1601 nt
Organism: Eutrema salsugineum
Lineage: Eukaryota; Viridiplantae; Streptophyta; Magnoliopsida; Brassicales; Brassicaceae
Product: probable receptor-like protein kinase At5g20050
Exons: 1
Coding region: 104-1495 (463 amino acids)
Biological process (GO): protein phosphorylation
Molecular function (GO): protein kinase activity; ATP binding
Source: RefSeq, a predicted model, not a curated record